Aplysia californica (California sea hare) is the source of this 7150-nucleotide messenger RNA. RefSeq names its product sodium-dependent neutral amino acid transporter B(0)AT1. The record is from RefSeq and is a predicted model, not a curated record. Gene Ontology annotation, biological process: sodium ion transmembrane transport. Gene Ontology annotation, cellular component: membrane. Bases 196 to 1692 code for a protein of 498 amino acids. Lineage: Eukaryota; Metazoa; Mollusca; Gastropoda; Aplysiida; Aplysiidae. The transcript has 9 exons.
AAAAAUUCUUACCAAAACUUAAACCUUCUUCAGAGCCCCUUGCCCUGGUCGGAAUGUCCAACCUACGUGACUGCGGACAACCGGACAGUGCCGGUGGAAGAAUGUGACAUUAGCGGACCCACGUCAUAUUUCUGGUACCGACAAGCCCUCGACAUCUCCCCUGGCCUGGACGAGAGCGGCGGAGUGAAAUGGAAGAUGCUCCUCUGCCAUAUUUUUGCUUGGAUAGUCAUCUACCUGUGUAUCUGCAAAGGUAUCAAGUCCUCAGGAAAGGUUGUCUACUUCACGGCCACAUUCCCAUAUAUUGUGCUUACCAUCUUCUUCAUCCGAGGCAUAACACUGGAAGGAGCUGUUGAUGGGCUGGCUCAUAUGUUCACACCUAGGAUGGAUCAACUGAUGAACAUCCAAUGCUGGCUUGAUGCAGCUGCUCAGAUUUUCUUCUCAUUUGGUCUGGCUUUUGGUGGUCUGAUUGCCUUCUCUAGCUACAACCCCAUGAAGAACAACGUGGAGAAGGAUGCAAUUCUUGUGGGCAUCACAAAUUGGUUCACUGCUAUCUAUGCCUGUGCAGUGAUCUUUGCUGUGAUUGGCUUCAAGGCGACUGUCCAGUUCAAUAACUGCAUAGAUCACAAUAUUGACAUCAUUGGAUCUGUGUGUGGUGAGCAAGUCAACAACAACAGCACCCUCUUAUGCUAUGGAUACAACAAUGUUGGCAACAUAACUCGAGACGUGUAUAAAGAAGUCUUCGCAGAUAAUCUCACAUCAUACCAAAACUUCACUACCAAGACAUUUCGCGCCUGCAAUUUGGCUGAUGAUCUCAAUAAGGGUGUGGAAGGUACAGGUCUGGCAUUCAUCAUUUUCGCCCAAGCCAUCAACGAGUUUGGGUCAUCAGCUCCAUUUUGGUCUAUUGUCUUCUUCCUGAUGUUGCUUUCCCUUGGACUGGGUUCAGAAUUUGGAACAAUUGAAGGAGUGACCACCUCAUUGUAUGACUUGGAUCUUUUCCCUUGGAUGAAGAAGAAGUGGCUUGUGUCAGGUAUUUUAUGCACCUUCAUGUGCCUUGUUGGUCUCCUCUUUGUGCUGGGAAGCGGCUCAUACUGGGUGGCAUUGUUUGACACAUUUGCUGGCUCUUUUCCUUUGAUACUGAUUGCUCUUGGAGAGUGUUUCUCUGUUGGAUGGGUCUUUGGAGUUAACAGAUUUGGUGAAGAAAUUCAGUACAUGAUUGGACAUAAACCAAGCAUGUACUGGAAAAUUUGCUGGAAGUUCAUCGCUCCAUUCACCAUUGUGUCUUUAUUGCUUGGUACUCUUAUCAUCAAGUUCUCAAAUCCUAUUACUUAUAAAGUCUACAAUGCUGCUACAACACUGAUGGACAAUGUUUCCUAUCCAUGGUAUGCCAGCGUGCUCUGCGCUUUGUUGGUUUUUGCCUCAGUCUUGUGGAUUCCUGGCAUCGCUAUUCUAAGAAAAGUGGGAGUCUUGAAAUAUGAUCAUGCGAAACAACUGGCUGCAGACAUGCACAGGGCAACAGCAUCCACGGCCAAGUUUAUUGGAAGUCAAAUAUCUACCAGGUCAGAUGACAGAGACUCUGGGCAUAACUCAGAUGAAGAUGCAGCUGCAAGAGAGCCUGAACGCCCAACUGAGUUUACUAUUGAGGACAUUCUGCCCGCUUCAAGGAGAACAGGAAAUGGGGAGAGCAAAGUUUGAUUAAAACUUAAGAAAAGAUAAUCAUUAGUCUUCUGAAGGGGGGAAAUUUGACAAUGUUCAUACCUUUCCAUUCCUACGGUUUGCCGUGUGUUUGCUGUUUGGGUGAUACUAUAUUUCACCCCCACUGUAUGUUCUAUUCAACAGAACUUUGAGAUUAAUUUAGUUAGUAUUUGCACUCGCAUUCACAGGAAUAAAAUAAUCAUCCAUUUCUUAGUGUUUUCCAAUAAGAUAAAAAUGUGGAAAAGCCUUCAAUCUUAUACCAAAGGAAUUCUUCUUGCAAAGAGAAACACAGCAGCUGUUGAUGUUGAACACAAAUUUUGUUAAAAAGAUGAGUUACAAUUAAAGAAAGAAAGGUUCAUAUUCAAUUAUGUUUAUUCUUACUCUCAGUUAUUGUUUUGAUAUGCCACCACCUGUAAAGAACUACAUUUUUUAGAGAUAGGUAGAUAUCCUACCUUGAUCUGAACCGCUGUCCUAUGCUGCUUGCUCAAUAAUUCAAGCUGAUUAUUUUUCAUGAAUUGCUAUGGCUGCUUUUCUUGAGAAUAAGGCGUUCUGAUAAGACCUUAUAAUGGAAGUUUUACUGCUUUUUUUUAAAUGACAAAAUAAGAUAAACACCAAAGUUCCUCAAUAUUCUGUCACAUUCUAAAAAAUUAUCAUAGUAUCGGUGAUGCCAGUGUUUUCAGAGUUGUAAAAAGUGAUGUACUUUUUUCACUUUCAUACUGAGAACUUCAUGCAAUCAAUUGUACAUAGUCAUAGCAUUAUAUUAUUAAGAGUCUCAUAUUUGCACCAUAAACAUAUUUUUCAAAGGAAAAAAGGAAAGGCAGCAUUCUUUGAUUAUAUCAUGCAAACACUCCAAGAGCAGUCAACUGAGAUGAACUGAAAUAACUGAAUGCAUUUCCUUUUUUGUUUUGAGGAGUUGAAACUUCACCAGGGCUUCACUAGAUUCAGAUUUUUAGUUUUCUACUCUUUAAUUACAUUUAUCAAAGAUUAAACAUUUUUGCACUACAUUUCUUAAAGUAUUGAGGUUAAUGUCAUUUAAUUAUUCUAAAGAGGAAUUCAACAAGACUGAGAUUUAAAUCAGUUCUUUUCAGAUGAGUUUGCUUAACGAAAGAAAAAUUUCAAGGUUAUGGAAGUUUACAUUAUUUGGUGUAUUGGUCCAAAAAUGACAAAAGUAGUAUUAGAUUAUAAGCAGUAAUUUAUUGUUGCUACACAUACUUAUUUUCUGAAACCCACAUUUUUUAAUUGAACAGAUGAGGAUGAAUAAACUUGAUACACUCAACUUUUUUUUUCUUCAUAAAACUUUUAAAAACAGUAUUCUUUUCUUUUGUUCAUAGCUCUAUUGUUUCAUAACCUGUUAUGUUGAUGUGUAAGAGACAAAAUAUUGAGUCGAGAUCAUGCUAACCUUUUCAAUUUUGACAAGGCAUUUGCCAUUUUAUAACUGUUAUAUGAGACUUGCUUUAAAUUUGCUUCACAGAUUUUAUUAAACUUAUUUAAUUUUGUAUUGGAAUAUUCUAUGGUAUAUUACUUAAAUUAUUUAUUUAUCAAUACUUUACUUGUCCUCACCAUUACUUUGGAUAAGGGAACACUGUUAGGCAGAUUGUUUAUAGCGAAGGGAAUGUGCACACAUGGUGACGUACCGGGAGUUGAUGAGACAUGGAGUGAGCCAGACAGGUAUUAACGUGGAGACGAUAAUUUUAUGUGCCUUUUUUUAUACGUGGACAUGAUUAAAUACUGUUAAGGGUUUUUAGACCCCUAUUAUUGGCUCUUCUUUGAAUGUUUGUUUCUGCUUUUGUUUGAGCUGACUAAUCUUAAAUCCGUCAUUUUGAAGUCAAAGAUAAGGGCUUGAGUUGUGCCUCCAUACAGGUAGGCUGUGUUACAUGCCUUUUAUGCUUUUUCACUGUGAACGUAUACCACACUGGUCCCACAAAAUCUUAACCAUUAUUGUCUGUGUUCUAGAACACUUUUACCUUCCUUAAUCUAUUUGACUAAUAUAAUUCCAUGCAUUAAGCAGUCCUGAUACCGGUUUUUCUUAUCAUAUUAUUACUUUUUUGUCAAUUAAUGGGCUAGUGAUUAACUUGUAUUGGCCCGAGUGAUGUGUCUCAUGUGUAUUACAAAUCUUUUGUUGUUGAAUUUUUACAUUGAUCGACACAACCUUGACAAUAUUGCCUAUCAUCAAAAUUUAGUCAAUGUAAUAUGUGUCUGUUUUGACUUUAGUUUAUUGCAGUAUUUGAAUGGAAUGUAUAUUUUGAAAUGAAAUCUGGUACAAAGAAAUUCAUGAAAGUUGCUAUGUGAUGUAUCAUUUGUCAAAAAAGAUGGAGGAGUUAAAACUAACCUUUUAAUUAAGAAGCCUUUGAAUUCUCUUCCAGUUGCUAAGACCUCACUUUUAAUGAGACGGUCAAUCUUGCUCUUAUAUGGGCAUUAUUUUACAAUAGGCCUACUUUUAAGGCUGGUAGGUUGGAAUAUCAAAUUUAAAUAUAAUGUGAUUCAUUAAUGUUACAGGUUUUCAAUCUGUUUGUCAUGAUACAUUAAAACAGAUUUUAAACUUCUCCCUUCCCCGUUGACACAAUUCUUAUCAGUUAGGAAGCAGGCUGCUUCACCCCAGCUUUCAAGGUUAACCAGGCAGGAAUAUGCAGGCUACAAUCUCCUUCUACACAGAAAGAGAUACACAAUGAACUGUAUUCUCCUCGUGGGACACAAACUCACAUCUGUUGUGGGCGAGACAAAGAGCCUGACCAUUUUCCCAUACACUUUCGUCUGUAGCACUGGAAUCUCAGGCGUGGGUUACUUUCAGGCAGAGAUCUCGUGUCAUUGUUGGUUUGAAUUUAAUCUCUCCCUAUGUUAAAUUAUCAGCAUGAUCAUUCUUUAUAUGUUAACAUUUUGUUUUAUUGAUCAAUAUUAAGAACAUUUUGAGAUGCUUGAUAGAAUCUGUGAAUUAAGUAUUUAAUGAAAGACAAGCACGGCGUUACGUUUUUCACCCAGGAACAUACUGUUUUACAAACCAUAAUUUUUAAACUGUAGUGAACGUAUUGCAUAAUUUACAGACACACACAUCAUAUAUGUAUAGACAUAUUAUUUUAUGUAUAUAUAUAAUAUCAGAAGACAGAGACUAUGGACAUAAUUCAAAUGAAGAUGCAUUCUUCAAAGAUUCUGUUCAACAAUACAAAUUUUCCCGACCGCUAUUAAAAAAAUGUUCUCAUUUUAAUGCAGUCUUUCCUGUUUGAUGAGAGGGCAAUGGAGUUGCCUUCAAAAUAUACUCAGGAAAGUUUAUCAGUUCUUAUACCCUAACUCGGGGAAUGGUAUGCUUUAAACAGUAUGACUUACACGCAACUUAGAUGUAUCGGUAUACUGAUUUUAAUUGGAAAUGCAGUACAAGAGAGCAUCAUUCUUGUUGAAAUGCACACAUUGAUGAAGCUUUGCUCCAACUGGUUUCUAGAAAAUUGUUUAACAGGUGAAAAAGCUACUCUGAUUUAAAAAAUGAAAGAAGGCUCUAAAGUUAGCCUUCCUUACUUUCAUAUAAUUCAAAGUGCAUGCUGACUCCUGAUUUCUAUUAAGAACCAGUAAAUCAACCUCAGUAAUGGUUUUUAGCUAUAAGGGUAAGUAUAACACCAUCAAUAUACAGUUACAUUGAAACUGGAGGGUUUUCAUUCUGUGGUCUGUACGGGGAGGUUCCUAAUACUUCAACUUCAUAAAAAGUGUGUUUGUGAUCAUAUACAAUGUAAUACAUCAACACAUGUAUACAUACAUCACCAAACUUAGUUUCAUGGAAGUUUGUCAAAAUUGCGACCUGAAGUUUUCCUACUUGGCAUUGGCUUUUUAAAAAAAUUGUUUGCUGUGAGUUGGCUACCCUUCGAGUGUCUAUCAGAUACCUGCUUUCCAAUGCCCUAACCCCCCUCCCCCACCCCCCCCACCCCAUCCUCCAAUAAACACAGCUCUUUCUAAAAGUAAAACGCUUUAUCAAUGUCAGUGAGUUGAAUUUUGUAAAUUUGUUAACUUUGGCCAAUAUCCAUGUAAAAAUUGGUAUAGGUUUAUAGAAAAAUUAAGCCUUAUUUCACACACAUUAUUAUUAUUAUGCUCCUUGAGUGUCAUUUGUAAAAGAUGGAGGAAAAGAGGCUGUCCAGCUGUUCCCACACUUUGAGAAUGACUCAGGUAUUAAUAUUUUCUGCCAUUGUAUAUUGUUUUUCAAGAGCAAUACAAUGUUAGCGUAGUUUUCAUGUCUUGCCUAAAUAUGGGGUUUGUUUUGCUUUUUGAGCAAUUAGUUUCCUGACCCAACCGAACUUAAAACAUUUUCUCAUGACAUUUUAAGUCAUGCAACGUGCCUGACAUGCCUUUUGACUAAGUUAUGGUGCACUGCUAUAAUGUACAAGUCUUUGGUGCUAAUCAAAUGAGUUGAGAAUUGAAUGGACCUUUCACUGUCAAUACAGAAACACAGUGCCUUUGUAGCUACUUUUCUGAUGAUGAGAAAAGUAAGCAAAUUAACUUGCUCAUCCUACACCACCCCCUCCCCCCCCCCCCUCCACCCAGGAGUGAAAACAUCCCCCAAAAUGCUAAGUGGCGCAAAAUGGAAGGUCUCGGUCAUACAAAACUACCAAUCGCAAUAUUAGGAUACAUGCUUAUGUUGCAUUUUGAAAGUGUCUUCAUCAGUAUCAUUAUUUGGUUUGGGUUUUUUUAAUUGUAAGAGUGUAACACUCACUGGAGCUAAUUUUGAUGGCAGAUCCCACCCGCCCUGUGGGGAGGCAGGCGUCUUUUUAUUGCUUGACCCAGACUCUCUUUGGAUAGACUGGCACAGCGAGACAAAAGACUCACAAAGUAAGGCCAAUUGACUGUUUAGCCAGACUGGAUAUCAUAGAGCAGUAUAAUCAGCAGGGUAGAUGUCAUGCUCUUUGUUCAUGGGACAGGAAAUUGUUGGUAUGAAUUGGGUAUCAUUAUUUGAUGAUGUAUACAUUAAAAUAAUUUGAGAAUUCUUGAACUCAUUUUUUUUCAAGUUAAACAUUGUGUUUCAGAAAUGUUAACCACUCGAUUUAUCAUCAUGAAGGUUAUGUUUUCAUCUAAGUAUUCCUUUCAAGAUAUGUUUUGUGGUUUAGUGUCAUUGAAGUGGUUAUAUCAUAUUAAUAUAGCUAAAUAAAUGAAGCAUGUUGCUUCCUCGCUUUUCAGAACUCUGUUGAUUUUCUUUUUUUUUUCAUAUCUAGUCUUUCACUGUCUUUUUGACUACAUCAGAUUUGUAUACUGGAAAAAAAAUCAUAUUCCAGUCUUUAAUAGCAGAUGGAGCAUUUGCAUAAAAGUGGCUGUCUUCUUUCUCUGUAUUUUCAAAGUACAAAUAAUUGAUAUAAUGCUUAAAUCAAAGAUUAUCUUACUUUAUUUAUGUAACUUAUUUAUCUCACCAAUCAACCACGGCAGAAAUUUGCCUGCACUGGUUUUUGUUUGUCUUAUUACUCAGGAUAAUAAAAAAUGAUUGAUAACGUUG